GAGUACUUAGUAUCGGACUUCGUCUUUCGUUCUCCUGAGGCUGAUAUGCGUUGUUGAUCUGCCUCUUCCUCUCUUCUCCCACGCUCAUUACUGGACUGCCUUCGUCCAUCUCACUCACCAUUCCCGACCGUUUUCGAUCUCUCCCUUACUUUCGCCUCAUCCCGUCUACGUCUCCCCUUCCAUCCAUCCAUCGUUACCCACCGAGCACUCCCAUCGCUACCACACACCACCCCCCCUCGGUGGUGAUCGUCAACCAUGACCACCUCCGUCCUUCCCUUCCGUGAUAUUAAUCUUCACGCCUCGUCUUCCCACUAUGCCUUUACCUCCCCGUCGUCCCCGGAUGCUCCCACGCUGGUCGUCGACCGUCCGACCGGUGAUCUGCGACUGAACAAUGGCACCCUGUCAGGCGCCAGACGCAUCUCGAGUAUUGCUGGCAUCCUGGGCAUUAUCAAGCUGAAGCUAGAUAAGUAUAUCAUUGUAAUCACCAAGGCCCAGCCCAUGGGGCGCAUUCGUGGCCAUAUGGUCUACAAGGUGGCCGGUACCGAGUUCCUCCCCAUGCGAGAGCGCUCUCUACACGACCAUGACGAGGACACCUAUCUGGCCCUCCUGAAGGAGCUCCUCCGGAAGGGGCCCAUGUACUUCUCCUACGCCCUGGACCUCACCAACUCCUUCCAGCGCCAGUCGCAGAGCGACCCUAGCCGCCCCAUGUGGGCGCGCGCCGACGAUCGCUUCUUCUGGAAUCGCUUCAUCCAGUCCGACCUCAUCGAUUUCAGUCUCGGAGUCAACGAUGCGACGGGGGUUCGCUACGCCCCGCAGCCCGCUGUCGACCCCUAUAUCUUACCCGUCAUGUACGGCAUGCUCCGGAUCUCUCCCGCCCGGGUCAAGUCGACGUCGUUUACCUUCGCCCUGAUUACGAGACGAUCGAGGCACCGGGGCGGUACGAGGUACUUCUCCCGCGGCAUCGAUGACCACGGGAAUGUUUCCAACUAUAACGAGACCGAGCAGAUCGCCAUCUUGAACGAUGCGACCGGUGGGCUGUCGGGCUUUGCCGGUGGGCAACCGAUGAAGGAGAAGGCCGCCGAGGUGGGCCGCGAUCUCCAGGUCUUUUCCUUCGUGCAGACCCGAGGCAGCGUUCCGGUAUACUGGGCCGAGGUCAACAACCUCAAAUACACCCCGAAACUCCAGGUCCGCCGCGUCGAGACCGCCCUCGAGGCCGCUCGCAAACAUUUCGACCAGCAGGUCCGGAUCUACGGCGACAACUACCUCGUCAACCUCGUCAACCAGAAGGGACGCGAGCAGCGCGUCAAGGAAGCCUACGAAGAACUGAUUCGGAUCCUCCUCUCGGCUCCCGCCGACCGAGGCGAGACCGCCGGAUCCUCCGAGAAGGUCCAGGCCCUGGAGCCCAGCCAGGAACAGAAGCAGAUCGACCGACUGCACUACAUCUACUUCGACUUCCAUAACGAAACCAAGGGCCUGAAAUGGCACCGCGCCGAGCUGCUGCUGGAGCGCUUGCUGGAUGGCCUGAACCAGGGUGGCUACUUCCGGGGCGUCGAACAUCCCGGCCUCCCGGGCGGCCAGUUGGAUAUCCGUUCGCUGCAGAGCAGUGUGGUGCGGACCAACUGCAUGGAUUGUCUGGAUCGGACCAACGUGGUGCAGAGUAUGCUGGGCCGGUGGGCCCUGACCCGCCAGUUCACCGACGCCGGCAUCCUGCGGCCCGGGGAGGCGGCCAACGACGAUCGAGACUUUGAGAAUCUCUUCCGCAACGUCUGGGCCGACAAUGCCGACGUCGUGUCCAAGUCCUAUUCCGGCACCGGCGCCUUGAAGACGGAUUUCACCCGGACGGGAGAGCGGACCCGCGCCGGGAUGCUGCAGGACCUGAACAACUCCAUCACGCGGUACGUGCGGAACAACUUCCUGGACGGGCCCCGCCAGGACGGGUUCGACGUCUUCCUGGGCACCUAUCUCCCCCCGGAGUCGGCCCUGGGCAGCCUGCAGCUCUUCCUCGACCGCCGGCCGUUGGUCGUCCAGUCCGUCCCCUACCUCCUGGCGGCGGGCGUCUUCAUGAUUCUGGUGUCCUUGUUUACCAAGCGACUCCCGGACUCCGCCGUCUGGCCCUUGCGCCUCUUUGUCAUCUUCUGGCUGAUCGUGUCCGCCUGGAGCGCACGCUUCGUCCUAGGCCAUGGGAUGCUCUACGUGAACUGGCCCAAACUCAACACGCCGGCCGCCGGAUCGGAGGGCUACCAGGACGCCCUCAUCAAGGCUCGGACGGAUCCCAUCGUCGGCCAAUUUCUUCCCGCCAAAAGGCAUCAGCGCGGUUACAGCAACGCGCGGUUGGGCUUUCUGGAGGAGGGGAAGACCAGGAUCGAGUAAUUGCAGCCCACGAUGCGUUCGUCUUUUCAUCCUCUGCGUUCUUUCUCUCCGUCUCUUUCCUUGAUUCGUUUAUUCUUUUAUCCAUUACCCUAUUUCUUCCUAUUACUUUUUUUUAUCACAUCCCCUUCUAUUACCGUUCGUCCGCAUUUUCCUAUCACCGUAGGCAUGUUCGAGCAAGUUGUACUUGUAUUGUCGCGUCACCGAUUCUUCUGCUUAGACCUGUCCUGUCCGUCUCGUUUUCGCUUUUCUAGAUCACCACUAGAUCUGGACCCCGGUGUUGUGGCCACUACUUUACUUCGAGUGUAUAAAUUUAACUGCCAUUGUCCAUUC
Molecule: messenger RNA, 2700 nt
Organism: Aspergillus candidus
Lineage: Eukaryota; Fungi; Ascomycota; Eurotiomycetes; Eurotiales; Aspergillaceae
Product: putative phosphoinositide phosphatase (Sac1)
Exons: 3
Coding region: 256-2370 (704 amino acids)
Biological process (GO): phosphatidylinositol dephosphorylation
Cellular component (GO): endoplasmic reticulum
Molecular function (GO): phosphatidylinositol-4-phosphate phosphatase activity
Source: RefSeq, a predicted model, not a curated record